CAUACUAUUUAGCCUGAUCUUUUCCUCUUUGGUAAAAGCAAACUUUUAGUCUCUCCUCAAAACCUUCAGGUAUACAAUGUAUUACACGUGUAACGUACAGGGUAUGCAACUCGAUUCAAGAAACUAUUUUCAUGUCCACGUUGUAACGCGUGGGGUCGCUGAUGACCACGUGUUGUUGUGAGCUCGGUGUUUUCAGUCUCCUCCUUCCCGUGUGAAGCGUCAGCAGACUGCGAGUGCUUUGUGCGAAAAACACGAGCGGCGAGGAAGAGGAGAGGACUGGAGUGGAUGGGAUUUAAAAUGUUGCCCGAUCGAGUGGCGUUUUAUGGAUGAAUAUAAUUUGUAUCGCGUCACUUUCUUUGAAAGCAGCGAUGGGCCGUGGAAGGAAUGACGGGAUACUCUGUUGGCUGUUCAUCCUGUUUUUAUCUGACUGGUCUGCUGCUCAGAUAUUCUACUCUGUUUCCGAGGAGGUGGACAAAGGGACUGUGGUUGGGAAUCUCGCAAAGGAUUUAAAUGUCAACGUUCGAGAUCUGCAAACGAGGAAUCUAAAUAUCGUGUCUGGGUACAGUAAGAAAUAUUUCGAAGCUAAUUUCAAAACGGGGGAUCUUUAUGUCAACGAGCGACUAGACCGCGAGGAGCUUUGUCCAAACACGAUCAAAUGCACGCUAAACUUAGAGGCGAUACUGAGCGAUCCUAUGGUACUCCAUCGCAUUGAGGUGGUUAUUGUUGAUAUGAAUGACAACGCACCGGCCUUCGUUGAGAAGUCAUAUUCACUUAACAUAUCUGAAUCAUCACCUAAGGGCGAACACUUCUUGCUUCCCCUGGCUCUUGAUGCAGAUACGGGAAGUAACUCAGUAAAGACUUACAGGCUGAGUCAAAAUGAAUACUUCUCCCUCGAUGUGCAGGGAGGUGGAGAACAUAGUGCAUCUGCUGAAUUAGUGCUACUGAAAGCUUUAGAUCGUGAAAAACAAGCUGUCAUUAAACUAUCGCUGACCGGUGUAGAUGGAGGAAAGCCUCCUAAAUCCGGAACCUUAAACAUACAGGUAAAUGUUCUGGAUGUCAAUGAUAACACGCCGUCAUUCAGUAAAACACUCUACAAGGCGCGGGUGAAUGAAAAUGCUCGAGCUGGAUCAUCGGUGAUUCAACUGAGUGCGACAGAUUUAGACGAAGGGGACAACGGGAGGAUCACUUAUUCUUUUGUCAAGCGUGGAAAUUUCGAUCCCGCAGAUAUGUUUGUCAUGAACGCAGAAACU
Molecule: messenger RNA, 1250 nt
Organism: Anarrhichthys ocellatus (wolf-eel)
Lineage: Eukaryota; Metazoa; Chordata; Actinopteri; Perciformes; Anarhichadidae
Product: protocadherin gamma-C3-like
Exons: 1
Biological process (GO): homophilic cell-cell adhesion
Cellular component (GO): plasma membrane
Molecular function (GO): calcium ion binding
Source: RefSeq, a predicted model, not a curated record